Molecule: messenger RNA, 2365 nt
Organism: Mus pahari (shrew mouse)
Lineage: Eukaryota; Metazoa; Chordata; Mammalia; Rodentia; Muridae
Gene: Taf1d
Product: TATA-box binding protein associated factor, RNA polymerase I subunit D
Biological process (GO): regulation of DNA-templated transcription
Cellular component (GO): nucleus; RNA polymerase transcription factor SL1 complex; nucleoplasm
Source: RefSeq, a predicted model, not a curated record
UAGUCCGGCUGCUGGGCGCGGGAGCGGUCUUUUCGGCGCGGCGGAAGAGAAAACUGGGUAAGGCAGAGAAGUGAUGGCUCAAUCAGAAGUGAAUUCUGUUGUCUGUGUGGCAUCGGAUAGAGCUGGAGAUACUGGAAACCAAAGUGAUGACUCGUCUGAUGGCAGCUUAUUUAAAACACAGUGUGCUCCUUCACCUACACAAAAGCGAAGGCAUCCUACCGUGAAAUGUGUUACCUCACCUACAGAUUCGUCAAGUGACUCUUCUCUAGAACCAAGGCCCCUGACUUUAAAGGCUAUUUUUGAAAGAUUUAAGAAAAAGAAACGGAAAAAGAGGAAAAAGAGAAAAUAUGAGCUAAAAAGACCACGAGGAAGACCAAGAGGAAUACCAUCUGGACCGAGGAACACUAGAAGGUCACAAAUAGAUGCAAAACAAAUUAAAGACAAAGGAGCUGUGUUUCCAUUCUUAGAAUCUGAAAGUGGAAGAAAACCUUUACCUUGGAAGAAAAUUUUAACAUAUGAGCAAGCAGUUGCAAGAGGAUUUUUUCACCACAUUGAAAAACUCAAGUAUGAACACUACCUUAAGGAAUGCUUGAAGCAAAUGCACGCUGGGGAAGAUUUAGAAAAGGAAGACCUUGACAGUCGUAGGCACAAAUACAUGGAUGAUGAUGGUUCACUUUCUCCUAUUGAAGAGCCAUUAACUGAAGAUGAAGCAACAAAUCCUCAGUCUGAAUGUGAUAUCAAGUUGGUUGAAGAUAGUUGCUUCAUAAUAAGUUCAGACUUCUCAAGGAAGAGAAACUUGGAACAAGAGAAGAUUAAGAAAGAAUCUACAUUCUCUAAAAAAGCCAAAACCAAAGAUGCCGCACACAUUCAGAAAGGGCACGGAAGGACCUGGAAAGGAGAUGAACAUGUGACUAUCAAAGAAGGCUUGUCUUGAUUAUGAAGUCAGAAUUGGAAGAUACCCAUGAAUGGAUGUUUGUUUCAGUGUUGUAAGUAGCAUGUAAAUUUACAUCUUUAGAGUUACAUUAACUUUCAGUGAUGCUAAUUCUAUGAAAGUUUUAGUGUUCCAACCUUCAGUAAAUCCUAGAACGUUAGAAUCAAUAAUUUAAACUGAAAUAGGUAUGUUUAGCCGAAGAACGCAAAAAUAAGGUCUUACACUCAAUUUACAAUAUUAUAAACUUUUCUCAAGCAUGGUUUAUAAAUUACAGCAGACACCUUAAAGAAUCAGACUGUCCCUUUAUUUAGUUUUAUCUGCCUAUAUAUGCUGGUACUUAAACUUUAUCUUCUCUGCCCGAUGUAAUUGUCUCUGAGCCUUACUGCCCAUCUGCUAUUGAAGGCCUAGCCCUGGAAGCUUAUAAUCUGGUGUAGGCUUAGACUGUUUUCAGUCUUUGAGACUUUGCUGAAAAAAGUUCACCCUUGUUACUGAACUUUUGUCUGAUUUAAAUCAGCUGUUCUGACUCAUACUCCUCCAAGCUGACUGAUUCAUUCUGACUUCUGCCUCAAACUACCUCGAAGUCUGUUCUGAUCUGGGCUCCUCACUCUGAGCUAAGAGUGUAUUCACUUGUGUGUCUAGCCUGUUCUCUCUUAACCUGUCUUUGUAAAGUUGUAGUAAAAAUUGCCUAUUGCCCUCUUAAGUUGCUUCUCUUUCCUCCUGACAUUUGGGCAUUUUAAAUCUUUGUCUGCUACUCAAUUAAGCAUCACUUUCAUACAUAGGUGCUUUAAUCUUCAUUGUUUAGGAUUAAAGUUAUGUGCAUGUCUAUAUUCCAGCCAGCACAACCAUGUUGCUGGGUUAAAAAUCCUACAGUAAAAGCAAGCUUGAGAGUUCAGUUCAGCACUAUAAGAAUGUAGGCUUGAGCUAGGCAAAUAUUCUGAGAUUAUUAUGUGAUUUCCUUUCCUAUUCAUAGAUACCCAUAUAAAAGAUGGCUGGAGAGCUUCACAGUUGUUAAAGUUGUUGCUCUUGAGGUCUAUCCCGAUGGGGCUUCCCUAGUAGCCAGACGUCGUUGGAAACGCCUCAUAUAGUAACUUGUGGUUUUACUUGACUCACAGGACUGACUGUUAGGUCUGUGGGAAGGAACUACAAGACAGCUAACAGUAUAAAACUGAUGUGUCAAUUUUUGUAUUUUGUUUUUUUAACUUUAGGCACUGGCAUUUCCUUCAUAAAGAUUUAAGAGUUCUGAGUGUUAGGUAAGUUUUAGUGACAAUAAUAAUGAGAAAAUAGUUACAGUUCAGAUGAUGAAUUAAACUGUUCAACUGCUGAAUGAUCCAAACAUGAACUAAAAUUUAAUUCUGACAGAACUAGCUACAGCUCUUAAAUCAUAGUAAACUUGGCAGUUUUUAUAACUGAAAUGAUAUCCUUUUUAAAAUUCAU